AGGUAAGGUACUUUCACUACAAACAGCCAAGACCAUCUCGCCGCAUUAUCUAAUCAGUCAAGCCAACCUCACCUUUAUCAUUCAUUACAGCUUCGCGACCAGCAUCAUCUUUCCACAUACACCACAUUUGACCAAGAAUCCAAUUUAAAAUGGACAUCGACGAAGACGAGGAUUUCUACGCUCCCGAUGAGCCCCAGGCCGCUCCGGCGACGACCACAGCCGCGACCACCCAGUCCAGCACAACCCCCGCCACCACAACCACAGCAGCUCCCACUACCACAUCAACCACAGCUUCAGCGCCCACAACGUCAUCAAAACCCGAAGACGAGCUCGAGGAAGGCGAAGAGGAAGAUGAAGGCGGCGGCGCCAUGGACGAAGACGACGACUCAGACAUCGACAUCAUCACCGAGCGCAAAGACGGUUCUGCCCCUCCUCCUCCGGUCCAAUCGCGCUACAGCGAGAUCCGCAACAUUCCGCAGCGGGCGGCGGCGAAUGAUAAUGGAGUCAAGACUGCGCCUGUCAAGAAGCAGGAUGGCAACAACAACAGCAACAAGUUCGGUGGUGGUGGAAACGAAGACAAGAGGAAGGGUAGUGGUGCUGCGGGUGGCAGUGGAGCAGAGCUCCCUCCCGUGAGGACGUCCAAGAUCGAGGUGGAUGGUAUUCCGGUUUACAAACCUGUUGGGAAGCCGAUUACGGGUGUUGUUAUUGAUGAGGACCUCCCCGAAAACGACAAACCCUGGCGCAAACCCGGCACCGAUCUCUCCGAUUACUUCAACUACGGCUUCGACGAAUUCACCUGGGCCUUGUACGCGCAAAAGCAAGAAGCUUUGCGGGGGGAGUACAACGCCGAAGCCAUCGCCGCCAACAACAAGAAGAUGAUGGAGGAGAUGACCAACAUGAUGAUGAUGGGCGGCAUGAUGCCUCCCGGCAUGGGUGGUCCUGGCGGCCCCGGUGUUGGACCGGCCGGACCUGGCGGCAUGGGUCCAGGUGGUCCUGCUGGUGCUAGUGGCAUGGGCGGACCGGGUGGUGGUAUGGAAGGCAUGCCGCCCGAUAUGCAAGCGAUGAUGCAGCAGAUGAUGGGCGCGGCGGCGGCGCAGGGCAUGGAUCCGAGCCAGAUGGGCCAGAUGGGUAUGGCGGGCGGUCCGGGUGAUAUGGGUGGUAUGGGAGGUAUGUUUGGUGGACCGGGUGGUGGUCCGGGAGGUCCGGGGGCUGGUGGUAUGGGUCCUGGCGGUCCUGGUGGUCAGGGUGGUCAGGGACAGCAGUUUGGUGGUGGAUUUGGUGGUAAUCAGGGACAGGGUGGUUAUGGUGGUUAUGACCAGAUGGGUGGUGCGGGCGGUGGUGGUGGAAGGGGUGGU
Neurospora tetraspora is the source of this 1355-nucleotide messenger RNA. RefSeq names its product Fip1 motif-domain-containing protein. The transcript has 2 exons. Gene Ontology annotation, cellular component: mRNA cleavage and polyadenylation specificity factor complex. The annotation marks the transcript as partial. NCBI's taxonomy places the organism in Eukaryota, Fungi, Ascomycota, Sordariomycetes, Sordariales, Sordariaceae. The record is from RefSeq and is a predicted model, not a curated record.